Molecule: messenger RNA, 4199 nt
Organism: Brassicogethes aeneus
Lineage: Eukaryota; Metazoa; Arthropoda; Insecta; Coleoptera; Nitidulidae
Source: the annotation of a GenBank genome assembly
CACAGGUAUAUUUUUAUUACCAUACCACACGUCUAAAAAUAACUCCGCUCUUCAGAUGUUUACCUAAGCCCGAACCUUAAAUGUCUCUAUAAAUUUUAGUUCCCGAUUUUCUUUAAUUUUCCGGUAUCGCGUUGGUUUUUUUUUUAAAUUAAUUAAUUUGUGAUAAAUCAGCAACAUGCCCGUGUUCCACACCAAAACAAUCGAGUCUAUUUUGGACCCAGUUGCCCAACAAGUUUCAAAACUAGUAAUCCUUCACGAAGAAGCAGAAGAUGGCAUCCCCAUGCCAGAUUUGGAGUUUCCUGUCAAAUCAGUCAGCAAUGCAGUUAGAAACCUCGUUAAGGUUGGCAGAGAGACCAUCAACAGCAGUAACGACCCAAUCUUACGACAAGACAUGCCAUCGGCUUUACAUCGCGUUGAAAACUCCUCAAAAUUACUUGAAGAAGCGAGUCAAAUGCUUAAAUCCGAUCCUUACUCUUCCCCGGCAAGAAACAGGUUAAUAGAAGGCAGCGGUGGAAUUUUACAGGCCACCUCAGCCCUGCUCCUAUGUUUCGACGAAUCGGAAGUUCGAAAAAUCAUCCAGGAGUGCCACAGGGUUCUCGACUACCUCGCCGUGGCGGAAGUGAUCGAGACGCUCGACGAACUCGUGCAGUUCUUGAAAGACCUCAGCCCCUGUCUCAGCAAGGUAUCGCGAGAAGUGAGCGCUAGAGAGAAAGAGUUGACGCAUCAAGUCCACUCGGAAAUCCUCGUAAGGUGCCUCGAUCAAGUGAAAACUUUGGCGCCCAUCUUGAUCUGCUCGAUGAAGAUCUAUAUCCACAUCAGGUCGCAGAACGGGAAGGGUUUGGACGAGGCGGCCGAGAACAGAAACUACUUGACUCAGAGAAUGACGGAUGAGAUCAACGAGAUAAUUCGAGUUUUGCAACUCACUAGCUACGACGAGGAACAAUCUGACUUGGACAACUUGACCGUUUUGAAGAAGCUUCAGAACGCCAUACAAAACAGAAUCAACACUGCCAUGGACUGGCUGAUGGACCCCACUGCCGUUAGAGGCGGCGUGGGGGAGAAAUCCCUCUGGCAAAUCAUAGAUACCGCUAAAAAGGUGGCCGACAGAUGCCUUCCUCAAGACGCCAACACCAUAAGAAAACUUUGCUCUGAUCUUUCCACCAUGGUUGAAGCUUUGGGAGAGCUUAGGCAAGAGGGUAAAGGCGCCACCCCACAGGCGGAAUCUUUGGCGAGGAGCAUCAGAGAUAAACUCGGGCAUCUGCAGCAAGCAGUCAUGAAUGCUGUUGUUAAUGUGGAUAAAGCAGGACUGCAACAAACGGCUCACACCGUUCAAGGAAGAUUGGAACAAGCUAGGAAGUGGUUGUCCAAUCCUGGACAGGAUGAUAAGGGUUUGGGGCAGAGGGCUAUAAGCGCCAUAGUGGCCGAAGGACGUAGGGUUGCAGACGGCCUCCCGGGAGUGCAGAAGGCGGAAAUCCUGCAGCUUUGCGACGAAGUCGACGCUCUCAAACGCCAACUGGCCGACCUGUGCGCUCAGGGCAAAGGUAACACGCCGGAGGCGCACGAGAUCGCGCGGAAGCUGUCGCAGAAGCUGCACGAACUGAAGGAGAAGAUCAACCAGGCGGUGGUGAACAGGGUGGUGGAGGAUUUCAUCGACAUCGUCACCCCUCUGAAGCAGUUCACCGAGGCUGUCUUGGCUCCCGAAGGUACGCCGAACAGGGAUCAGAAUUUCUCGGACAAGGCUAAGAACUUGCAGCACUUCUCCGACAGGGCCGUGAAAACUGCGAGGAUGGUGGCGGCGGGCGGGAGCGGCGGUAACAAGAAGCUUGCGGAAGCGCUUCAGAGCGCCUCCCACCAGGUGGAGAGCUUGACUCCGCAGCUGAUUUCCGCCGGUAGCAUCAGGUUGAACUACCCGACUUCCAAAGCUGCCGACGAGCAUUUCGAGAAUCUUCGUCAGCAAUACGCCGACACGAUCACCAAGAUGAGGAACUUGUGCGAUGAGGCCACCGAUUCUGCAGAUUUCAUUAAGGCGUCUGAGGAACAAAUGAAGAAACACUCCUUCCUCUGCGAAGAAGCCAUCAAGAACAAGCAACCGCAAAAGAUGGUGGACAACACGUCCGCCAUCGCCAGGUUGGCCAACCGCGUGCUCCUAGUGGCAAAACAAGAGAGCGACAACUCCGAAGACCCGAAUUUCAUUGACCAACUCAACAGGGCCUCCGACGGCUUACAAGACAGCGUACCACCUAUGGUGCAGGACGCCAAAUCCGUGGCCGUCAAUCCUUCAGACCACAACGCUGUUUCAAGAUGGAGGGAUUCUAACAAAGCACUACUAAACGCCGUCGGUCAGGUUAGAAAGGCCGUGCAAGUCAACCCUGACCUUCCACCGUUGCCGGACUUCAACAAUCUUCAUCUGGAAACGGUCCCUCAACAACAUUUCAUUGAAAAAGUUGGAGAUCAGUUGAGAAACACUCCCAAUCCAGGUCAGGAUUCCGGAUUUUUAAGCCCGACCAAUCACGAGCCCGGCCGAGUCAGUCCUUUGCCGAAAUGGGCGAGAGAUCAAGCACCGCCGCGCCCACCUCUACCGCACGAAGGUGGCGCCCCCAUGCGGCCACCACCCCCACCGGAAACCGACGACGAAGACGACGUCUUCAAGACUGCGCCGUUGCCAAGUCAACCCAUCAUGGUUGCCGCGCAUAAUUUACACAGAGAGGUGCGUCAGUGGUCCGCCAAAGACAACGACUUGAUCGCGGCUGCGCAAAGGAUGGCCAAGUUGAUGGCCAGACUGUCCGAAUUGGUGCACAACGACGACAAAAAUUCCAAGCGGGAACUGAUCGCCACCGCCAAGGCUAUUGCCGACGCCAGUGCUGACGUCACACGCAUCGCAAAACAAUUGGCCAGGGAAUGUACCGACAAAAGGAUUAGGACCAACUUGCUUCAAGUUUGCGAAAGAAUCCCAACCAUAGCUACGCAACUGAAGAUUUUAAGCACAGUCAAGGCCACCAUGUUGGGACAACAAGGUUCGGAGGAGGAUAGGGAGGCGACUGAGAUGUUGGAGGGGAACGCGCAAAAUUUGAUGCAAAGCGUGAAAGAAACCGUACGCGCGGCAGAAAGCGCGAGCGUGAAAAUCCACGCGCAAAACCAUGGCAAGCUGAGAUGGGUGAGGAAGCAGCCGUGGUAUCAGUACGCCUAAACGUGGCAACACUGUUUAUGUAUGUGUUCAUUAAUUUAUUUAAUUCUAACCUAACUUUUUCCACUAAAACUGAACGAGAAGGUAUCUAAUAUUAUGAAUAGAUGUGGGUGGGGUUUUUGAACAAUUUUUUUUGCAAUUUAGUUUUGGUUUUUUCAAAUUUUGACUGAUAUCAUUUAAAUUGAUGGUUUUAAGAAAAAAACAUAUAGACCUUUUUUGUAGAGUGUUCAAUUGUCUACAAAAUUAUAUAUAACCCAUAUAUGGGUUAGUCUAGAAUGGGGUUUUUGGGAAGCCACCACAUAACAUAAAUGGAGAUUCACCCAUAUAUGGUUGCACGUCUAUUUAUUAUUUAUUUUUUUCAAAAUUAGAUAACAAAUCGGUUGUUGUUUAUUCUUUAAUUUUUACACCAUUAAAUAUUUAAUACAAUAAUUGCAAACUGUGUAAAAUGACCCUUAUAUACAUAGACUUAAAUUAGUAAAAAAAUACACCAACUAUGAAAUUUAAUAGAUAGUCCCUAUUAUGUGCCUUCCUUAGCAACUAAGCGCCAAAUAGCACAGUAUUUAUCUAGUAACCCGGUUUUAAUCCUUAGACCAUACACCCAUGGAUGGAGCAAGCCAAUGCGCCAUCCAGAGGUUUAUGGUCUAAGGUCAAAUAAAUUAAACCGGGUUUAUAUUAAUCGUAACGAGUCUAGUGAUGUAGAAUGCCUUGCCAACGAAAUAAUAAUUAUUAAUAAUGAUAGAUAUUUUUGUAUGCUUAAAAAUUUUACUACCUACAAGAAUUAUUUAUAUAUGUGCAAUAGUGCCAAAAUACCGAUUUUUUAAAGCAAUAUUUAAGCAAUCAACGAAGCUUUUUUAGGUUUAUAUGUUUACGAAAUAUUUUUAUUAUAUAUAUUUAUGUACCUAUGCUUUAAAUGUUUUUUUUCUAUUAAUUUUUUAACUGUUCUAUUUGUGUUUGGAAUGAAAUUUAUAUAACUUAAUUAAUAUAUGUAUAUGUUUAUUAAAUUAUGGAUUUUUAU